Messenger RNA from Microthlaspi erraticum, 228 nucleotides. Lineage: Eukaryota; Viridiplantae; Streptophyta; Magnoliopsida; Brassicales; Brassicaceae. The record is from the annotation of a GenBank genome assembly.
AUGAGCAGCAAGAUGUUCGAUAUAAAGAGUACGCAUCACCCAGGUAAUCUGCUUCCCAACAGUCUCACUGAGGUUCUUGCUCAUUGGGGCUAUCAACACAAUCCUUUUCCUGGAGAAGAUGCUGUUCUUCUCCAGAGACUUGCUGCCUUGGCUUUGCAGAAGCAAGGGCUUAUGGAUGAGCAGCUUGUUUACCUGAGGGAGAUGGCGGAUACGAUCAACACAGCAUGA